Molecule: messenger RNA, 1316 nt
Organism: Erinaceus europaeus (western European hedgehog)
Lineage: Eukaryota; Metazoa; Chordata; Mammalia; Eulipotyphla; Erinaceidae
Gene: MPHOSPH6
Product: M-phase phosphoprotein 6
Exons: 5
Coding region: 284-712 (142 amino acids)
Biological process (GO): maturation of 5.8S rRNA
Source: RefSeq, a predicted model, not a curated record
CGCCCAGAGGCCCGGCAGCGGCCUUUGAUGAAGGCAGCUGACGGAAACAGCCACAGAGUCAGCCCACUCCUUGGCGGCCUUUAUGCAGUGUUCCUCUCGGCUUCUCUCACUCACACGCGCCCACCUGCGGCGACCAGCCAGACCAGCUUUUCUCUUUUGAGCCGAGUCCUGAAGAAGCGAGAAAAAAAACAGGGGCGGGGCCAACGUGGCAGGAGACGUGCGCGUGACGUCAGACAACGUCCCUCCGCAAGCAGCGCGCGUGCGCGGCGCAACUAGUGAAUUUAUGCAGAGGGGACUGGAUUCAGAAACCAAAAAACAACUAGAAGAGGAGGAAAAGAAAAUUAUUAGUGAUGAACACUGGUACUUGGACUUGCCAGAACUUAAAGAAAAAGAGAGCUUCAUAAUAGAAGAGCAGAGUUUCUUGUUAUGUGAAGAUCUUCUCUAUGGAAGAAUGUCAUUCAAAGGAUUUAAUCCUGAGGUUGAGAAAUUAAUGCUUCAGAUGAAUGCUAAGAACAAAACAGAAGAAAUUGAAGAUGAAACAUUGGAACUUGAUGUGUCCGAUGAAGAAAUGGCUAGAAGGUAUGAGACAUUGGUGGGGACAGUUGGAAAAAAGUUUGCCAAAAAGAGAGACCGGAACAAGUAUGAAGAAGAUGACAAUGGACAUAUAAAACCAUUUAAGGCAAAAAAGAUGUUCUUAAAGCCUCAAGAUUAAAAUAGGUGCCAUAAGAUCUGUCUCAAGGAUAUCUUAUGAAAGUUAGCUUCCUGUUUUGAAAGCUCAUUCUGAAUGUUUUUCUAUAGUUACUAUAAUGCUUUAAUAAUUUGUGAUGUCUAUCUGUAUAGAAAUGUAUAAUAUUGCAAACAUGCUGUUUUUUAAACAGAUAUGUGAUGGAUGUUAUACAUCCUUUCCUUAAUGUUAUAUAUGGAGUAUUGACAUUAAUCCCUUGAUUUUUCCAUUGUUCUUAGAUACAUGGUGCUUCUAAAGAUUUUUUUAGUCUCAGAUUUCUUUAUUUUUUAAAAUAGCUCUCUAGUUACUGACCUUGAACUGACUCAUAGCACCAUUGUUUACAUUGUGCUUAUGUUUAUAUUUUACUCUUAAAUUUUCAUGUAAAGUCAGUUUAUUUAAAAAUCAAUGAGAUUAAGAAUGUAUUUUAUGUAAGCUCAUCAAAACAAACAUGCCUAUCCAGCCUAAAGUAUUUGCAUGUUAACAAGUCACUGUCAUUUUGUGGAAUUAUGCUUUGUUUGUUUUAAAGCCUUCAAUCAAUAAUAAUUUUUUUGAAGUUCUGUUAUAUCUUUUUUCAUAAACUUUCAAAUAAUAA